Messenger RNA from Fusarium vanettenii 77-13-4, 1044 nucleotides. RefSeq lists its product as uncharacterized. Gene Ontology annotation, molecular function: protein binding; lipid binding. Gene Ontology annotation, cellular component: mating projection tip; actin cortical patch; Rvs161p-Rvs167p complex. The coding region runs from base 111 to 896 and encodes 261 amino acids. The record is from RefSeq and is a predicted model, not a curated record. The transcript has 5 exons. Gene Ontology annotation, biological process: endocytosis; actin cortical patch localization; actin filament organization. NCBI's taxonomy places the organism in Eukaryota, Fungi, Ascomycota, Sordariomycetes, Hypocreales, Nectriaceae.
ACAACUUCCAACACUGUCGAUAUACCCUCAAGCGCGUCCGCAAUUCCUUGCCGAAUUUUACACUUAAUCGAACCGAGCGAAGCCAUCCUUAAAAGCACAAAUCUGUCAACAUGUCGUGGGCGGGGUUCAAGAAGAAUGUGAAUCGCGCGACGACGCAGGUGAUGAUGAAGACGGGUCAUGUGGAGAAGACCAACGAUCGCGAUUAUGAGGUUGAAGAGAGACGAUUCAAGACUAUGGAGGCGGCUGCGCUGCGGCUUCAGAAGGAAUCAAAGGGGUACCUUGACUCGCUAAGAGCAAUGACUGCCUCACAAAUGCGAAUUGCCGAAACGAUAGAUGCGUUCUACGGCGACUCGGGCGCAAAGGACGGCGUGAGCAGGAGUUACAAGCAGGCAGUCGAAGAUCUGGACGCCGAGACCAUCAAAGCCCUCGACGGACCCUACCGGACAACCGUCCUCGACCCCAUCUCCCGGUUCUGCGCCUACUUCCCCGACGUCAACGAGGCGAUUAAGAAGCGCUCCCACAAGCUCCUGGACUACGAUGCUCUCCGCGCAAAGGUCAAGAGGCUUGCCGAGAAACCCGACAAGGACGCCACCAAGCUGCCCCGGACCGAGAAGGAGAUGGAGAUGGCCAAGGCUGCUUACGAGCAACUGAACGAGCAGCUCAGCUCGGAGCUGCCGCAGUUGAUUGAUCUCCGAGUGCCGUACCUCGACCCCAGCUUCGAGGCGCUCGUCAAGAUCCAGCUGCGAUUCUGCGCCGAGGCAUAUUCCCGCAUGGCGCAGGUACAGCAAUACCUGGAUGCCGACACAAGAGACCAGUACGCCGAGGGCCAGCUGGACGCCAGGGUAGAGCAGGUAUUGCAGGAGAUUCGGGAGCUUAGCAUCAGCGGCACGGUCUAGGAUUGGACAAGCUUUGUGUGUUAAUAGUGCACUUGGGAACGGCGUACGGAGGUGCUUCUUGAUUGUAGACAUUAUCUAGCUCCAUGAGGGACUCAUGAGCAAAUGAAUAGACACCCUGACUUUUGGGCAUGGGCUCUGAAGCGACGAG